AUGCCGUUGACUAAGACUACACCCCGGAAACCGGGAUUCUUGUGUUCAAUAUGCUUACUUCGCCUUCCCUCUCAGGACGAGUGGCGUAGCCAUCUUUUGGCUUGUGGCAUGGCUGACAUCAACAAAAGGAAGUUUGAGUGUGAGAUGUGUGAGCAGGCUUUCAGUAAGAAAACCGUGCUAACAAGACACAUGAAUAGAGUGCACUCCUGGAAAGAGUCAGAAGAAACAGUAGAGUCAGUGCCAGUGGAAAAAUCUCCAAGAAAGUCUCCUGAACGUGCAGAGGAGGAUUGGCAGGAAGAUCCGGGAGAGCUUAUUUUCGAGGAGACUGAUUUAGAGGUUGGAAGGACACAUAGAAAGAGGACUGCUCCAUGUCUACCAGGAGUGAAAAGACGAGCUGUAGUUACCAGAGAUUUAUCUGAGGCUGAAACAGACGGUGAGCAAAGGAGCAACGCGACAGCUACUCAAAAGGUGUCCUCAGAUAUCCAGCACUGUCCUUGCUGUAAAGGGAACUGUGUAACAACUGACGUCGGGACACAGACAGAGCUAAAGGUGGAUACAGCCAGGAACAAGAGUCACCAGAAAACAAUACGUGUUCUAAAGAAGUAUCAGAAGGAUGGUGAAUCAGUAGAAAGACUAGAAGAAGACAUUUGGUUUGACUGA
Saccostrea echinata is the source of this 660-nucleotide messenger RNA. RefSeq lists its product as uncharacterized. Bases 1 to 660 code for a protein of 219 amino acids. The transcript has a single exon. The record is from RefSeq and is a predicted model, not a curated record. NCBI's taxonomy places the organism in Eukaryota, Metazoa, Mollusca, Bivalvia, Ostreida, Ostreidae.